CAUGUAGCCAGGAGAGUCGUUUGUGUUUAGGGGAUCCAUUUUAACUUAUUCCUAAGGCAGAUUGGUAGUAUGUACAGCUGUCUUUGUGAUUUCCUACUUUGAUGUUUUAGAAUUUGAACUUUGUAGCUACACAUUCACAAUGUGUUAGCUGUUUAAUUGAAGGUAAUCAGAAUUGCUAGCUAGCUAACUUAUCACGUUAACCGUUAGCUAACUAGCCUAGCUAGGUUAUUUGUUUGUUUUUUUUUGUUUUUAUCAAAUCUUGCUAGUUAAGUAGAUAGGCGUAUGACAUGAAAUUUGCAGGUUUUUUUUUUUAAAAAAUUAGGUUAGCUAGCUAAGUUUCAACAGUAUAAUAACAACUACUAGAGGUAGAUUCAAUUCUCACUAGACAAAACACCAAGGCUUCUAGCGUUAUCUAACAAAUCUACCUGUGAAGCAAUAUGGUCAAGAGAUAUAGCUAGAAUAGCUAACUUCGCUAGGCCUGGAAGUUGACACUUGACAGUCGGGUGUCAUCAUGAACUCCAGUAGUGCUGUUUUCACGAGACAGAAUCCCUUUCCUCCAGAAUCUCACGUGGCCAGAGUCCAUUACAAUCCGUCUCGAGCAAAGAUUUCCAAGCCACAGAAAAAGCUGGCACUGAGCCCUGUCAGGUUCUCUAGCCUGACAAGUCCUUCUGAUGCUCCUCCUCAAAAUACAUCUCUGAGCCCUGAGGACCAGAAUUUUCUUGAAGGGUCACACCGUGUUGUUUUCACUCCUCCAUCUUUAAAAGAGGGCAAAACCUGUUCUGAGUACUGGCCCUCUGUUGACCUGGGUCCUUCGGUGCCUGUUGGCAGCUCCCCAGAGUCUCAGGCGUCACGAUCACAACUACCUAUAAACAUGCCGAUCAAUGGAAUUCAGGAGCCUUCAGUUCUGUCAAAGUACAUUGAGCGUUUCCGUUAUGGGAGGCCACAAAGCCGGGAGGAAAGGCAGAGGUCAACAGCAGAUGGAGUAGAUGGCCAGACAUUUUGGUGGAUGUCCUCAUCACCUCCAUCUAGCUCCACUCCCACCCAGCCAUCUGUGGAAUGCCUUAGGGGAACAUUGGACAGGAUUGAUGACACUGGCAGCAUUCACAGCCCAGUUGGACUUCCUCGGUCCUGCACUUUGCUCUCCCCGACCAGAGGCCUGUUUGAUCUGAGUGCCUUAUCUGAGUCUUCUCACUGUGAGCCAGGAGAGUCCGAAGCCCUGCAGCUGCAGGAGCGAGCACGCAGGCUUCUGCAGAAGAGUGAGCAGUCCAUAAGCUGUGGAUCUAGUGCAGUACCCAUCAGCUCUGUGGGUCUGGGCUGCUCUGAUUUCUCUUCCCCUGUAACUGUUGAUGAGCCUAUCCGACGGCCCAUAACACCUGGAUUUAUGGACUCGGCCAAUCUGCUGACAGUGCUCAAGCCAUCUGAAGGAAGUCCCCUUUCUGCUCAGCCUGCUCUAGGGACUGAGGAGCAAUGCUAUCGCCCUGAGGGUGACAUUUUGUUUCAGUGGCGUCUGAGGAGGAAGAUGGAGCAGGCCAGAGAGUGGAGUCAGACCCCCUCCUAUAGUUCACUUCUUCACAAGCCCUUACUGAGCAGACUGCCAGAGCAAAAGACACAGCUGAGCCCUGUGUUUGCUGAUCUGACCCAAAGAGCAAGCCUGUCUUUCACAGCUUCACCCAAAGAGGCGUCUUGCCCCCUGAGCACCCCAGUUACCCAAGAACCAGCACUCCACGUCUCCAACGCUGCUGUCCCUAAGCAAAGCCCUGAGUCCUGCAAGCAGACCUACCAUGAUUCUGUCACGUACAGUCACUCAGUUCCCCAGACCACUAAGGAAAGGGUCACUUGGCAUCCACAGGCCCACUGCACUGUCCCACGACCCCACACAAGAGGACAGAACAACUCCUUGGAGAGUUCAGCAGAGCCUCGCAGCAAGCACCAGUCGCCCUGCUCACCACUGCUCCAGCACUCUCAGAGCACAGAAGGGAAGGAAUAUGGGCUUCAACAUACAGGAGGGGUGGAGAGCACAGGUGUGGCACAGGUGAAAAGGGGCAGGAGAAAGACUGCACCAUCCAUCCAAAAGAAAAAAAUACAUGUUGGGGUUCAAGGUGGAAUUCAGAGCAGCUGUCACAAUGCCAAGGCCGGCCACAAGUGUGAAGGGGUCAGCCGUAAGACCAAAGAACCCAACCGCAAGAAUGAGCGCCACAGUAGAUGUCAAAGGUCAACAGAAGAUGUUUGUUCAAGAGAUCUUGCUCUGCCCCCCUCACCAAUAAGCAACACACUAGGACAGGUUGUGUCUGAGGUGCUGUUUCCUGGCCCUGAUUCCCCAGCCCAGGCUAGGACCUCCUGUCCCUCAUACACUCCCAGAUAUAGCUCCCCAACAUCUCCACAGUCUCCUACCUUGCCCCCUCAAAGCAUACCGCAGCCAUGCGAUGUCAUAGGUGAGCUCAUGCAGGAAGCACAAGACUCAGAUGGGUUGGAAUUUGAAGAUGAUCCCUUACUUUUAGUUCUCCGACAGCAGAGAAAAUGGGUGAAAGAGCAAAUUUGUGAGGUUGACGAGAUGCUGGAUGAACUCCAUGAAGAUUGACAUAUACUGUGAACUCAAGUAAGACAAGUGCACUUAAACAAUCAUGUGUAUCCUUACAAAUCAGUAGUUGUAGGUUGUAUGUAUUUUUUAUCUGCAAAAUUUGUGAAUGCAAUUACAUUGUAAAUAAAAAUUGUAAAU
Messenger RNA from Electrophorus electricus (electric eel), 2716 nucleotides. It is a transcript of the gene proser3, whose product is annotated as proline and serine rich 3. Lineage: Eukaryota; Metazoa; Chordata; Actinopteri; Gymnotiformes; Gymnotidae. The record is from RefSeq and is a predicted model, not a curated record.